This is a messenger RNA of Lactuca sativa (garden lettuce), 1107 nucleotides long. Its product is annotated as bZIP transcription factor 44. The record is from RefSeq and is a predicted model, not a curated record. NCBI's taxonomy places the organism in Eukaryota, Viridiplantae, Streptophyta, Magnoliopsida, Asterales, Asteraceae. Gene Ontology annotation, biological process: positive regulation of DNA-templated transcription. Gene Ontology annotation, cellular component: nucleus. Gene Ontology annotation, molecular function: transcription cis-regulatory region binding; DNA-binding transcription factor activity.
UGGUAUAUUCCAAACGCUUUUUCAUUAUUUUAACCCAACACCCACCACCAUUUUCAUCUAUAUAAUCAUCCCUCUUCUUUCCUUCAAAAAUCUCUUCCUUCCAUCUCUCUUUCCCCUGGUGUUUCUUGAUUCAAACAUCUCUUGUCUUCUUUUUUUUCACGUUCAACAUCGAAUCUAUAGAUGUUAGAGAUUGAUGUCUCCUGUUCUUAGUGAAAUUCUCAGGUCCGGCUUUACUAUCAACUCCUCCCUCCGUCGCCGGACCCAUCUCGUUCAAUCUUUGUCCGUCGUCUUCCUCUACUGGUUCUACGUUUUUUCAUGAACAACCCUUCAACCCUCCGCCUACAUUAAUACAGCUUCAUAUAUACAUAUCUAUAUCUAUAUCUAUCUUGCAAAACAAAUAAACCGUAUUCAUAUUACUCAAGUUUUUAUUUUUUGGUUAUUUUUGGUAUGGCUUCUUCAAGUGGGAACUCGUCUCAGAUCCAAAACUCAGGAUCCGAUGAGGAUUUACUUCACCAAAGGAAGAGGAAGAGAAUGCAAUCAAACCGUGAAUCUGCACGAAGAUCGAGAAUAAGGAAACAGAAACAUGUUGAUGAUCUCACCGAUCAAAUCAACCAGAUCAAGAAAGAUAACGCCCAGAUCCUCACCACCAUUAACGUCACCACACAACAGUUUGUUCAUGUGGAAGCCGACAACUCUGUGUUGAGAGCUCAGAUGGGUGAGCUCAGCCAGCGGCUGGAUUACCUUAACGAAAUCAUUAAUCUCAUGAACAACAACUACACAAACACUAAUUGCACGAAUGGUGCAAGUACAACUGGGCUGUUUGAGUUUGAAAAUCACGAUGAUUUCAUGAACAAUCCAUGGAACUUGAUGUACCUCAACCAACAGCCAAUCAUGGCUGCUGAGAUGUUACGGUACUAGUCAUUAAUGCAUGCGGUACAAUGUACUACUAGGGUUAGGUUUGAUGGUGCUUUAUUGGGUUGUACUUUUAGGUUUGAUUGGUGGUGGUUGAGUUGGCACUUUUUAAUAUUAAAAUCAAGGCUUGUAUCUAGUGGAGAGUGGAGACGGAAGAAAAGGAAUAUAUUGGCUUUCUCCUUUUUAUAUAUUAAA